Messenger RNA from Papilio polytes (common Mormon), 2697 nucleotides. Its product is annotated as diphthine--ammonia ligase. NCBI's taxonomy places the organism in Eukaryota, Metazoa, Arthropoda, Insecta, Lepidoptera, Papilionidae. Gene Ontology annotation, molecular function: diphthine-ammonia ligase activity. Bases 297 to 2555 code for a protein of 752 amino acids. The record is from RefSeq and is a predicted model, not a curated record. The transcript has 14 exons. Gene Ontology annotation, biological process: protein histidyl modification to diphthamide.
ACGAUGUAAACAUUUGACGUUUGAUAAACCUUUGCGUGAAGUUUUUCAAUAUUUUUCUCCUAAUUGAAGAAUGUUAUCAAAAUAGAUAACGAUUAUGCGGCAAAUUAUUUAUCUCUCAUGCAGGCUGUUGUGUUAAUUAGUGCUUGAUUUUAAAUCUGUCAUUACUUUAAGUAACCAUGCUGCAGUCGUAGUGGAACGCGUUGUGUAUUUUUUUUUAAUAAAAAUUAUUUAUAAUGUUAUGAAUGUUAUGUAACGGGAAUUUAGUGAUAUAUAUUCGGUGAUAUUGAAUAAGGAAGAUGAGGACGGUGGCGUUAAUAAGCGGCGGGAAGGAUAGUUGUUACAACAUGCUCCAAUGCGUCGGUGCCGGGCAUACAAUCGUAGCACUGGCCAACCUCCAACCACAAAAUAAAGAUGAGUUAGACAGUUACAUGUAUCAAACUGUUGGCCAUCAAGGAAUUGAUCUGUACGCUGAAGCGAUGGGAUUGCCAUUAUAUCGGGAAGUUAUUUCUGGUGUGGCUGUAGACCAAGGCAGGUAUUACAAUCCUACAGAGAAUGAUGAAGUCGAAGAUCUCUACCGACUCCUUAAAAGAGUUAUGGAUGAUUUAGAUAUAGAGGCAGUCUCUUGUGGAGCUAUUUUAUCUGACUACCAAAGAGUGAGAGUUGAAAAUGUAUGUCAAAGGCUUGGUUUAGUGUCUCUCGCGUAUUUAUGGCGGAGGAACCAGAAGGAACUUCUACAGGAAAUGAUAGCUAGUGGCGUAGAGGCUAUUAUCAUUAAGGUGGCAGCGUUAGGUUUGGAUCCUAAGGUACAUCUUGGUAUGACCUUGAGCGAUAUUCAGCCACAUCUUCUAGUCAUGCAGGAGAAGUAUGGUCUGAAUGUGUGUGGUGAGGGUGGGGAAUAUGAAACCUUUACGUUGGACUGCCCGUUGUUCAGGAAACGAUUGGUUAUAGAUGAAAAAGAGUUAGUAAUACAUUCAGAGGAUCCCGUUGCGUCCGUUGGUUAUUUAAAUUUGAAGUUACAUCUAGAGACUAAAGAGAAUUCCGGCGAACCGUACCAACUACCUCCAACUAUUAAAAACUCAUUAGAUUUUGUAAACGAUUUAAAUGAUACGGUAUUUAGUGAUAUAAGUGAUAUAGAACUCAGCGAAUCGGAGUUAGAAUCUAUUGAGAAAAUGGAGAAAGGGGGAGAAGAAGAAUUAAAUCAGUUGCUCAGUUAUUCAAGAGAAGGGAAAGAUAUAUCUGCGACUCUAGAUGCGGCAGAUGACUCUCAGAUAGAUAGUAUGGAGAGUAUAGAAGUUGGAUAUAAUUAUGACUAUUUAUGUGAUGAGAGUUUGACACAUCCAGUUAUAGACCAUAGAAGUAUUUAUGGUAACAAUCACGGAUGGUAUUUUAUCGGUGGCAUAGUCGGCGAGGGUCAUGAUACGGCGCUCGCUACGGAGGACGCGAUGAAGAAACUCAUUAAAUUACUGGAGUCUGAAGAUCUGCAGUUGUCCGCGGUGAGUUCAGUGAACAUCUACAUGCGGGACAUGGCGGAGUACGCGGCGCUGAACGCGGUGUACGUGGCCACGUUCCGGCUGCCCAACCCGCCCACACGCGUCUGCAUACAGUGCCCGUUGCCUGACGAUGUAGGACUUAUAAUGGAUGCGGUAGCGCAUAAGGAGGACGUGAACCGGAGCCCGGAGGCGGAGGGCGCGUGCAAGGAGCGCGUCACCAUGCACGUGCAGGGCAUCUCGCACUGGGCGCCCGCUAACAUCGGCCCCUACAGCCAGGCUGUUAAGGUGGGCGAGGUGGUGAGCACCAGCGGGCAGAUCGCGCUGGUGCCGGGCUCCAUGCGGCUGGCGGGCAGCGGCGCGCGCGGCCAGUGCGCGCUCGCGCUGCGUCACAUCGCGCGCGUGCUGCGCGCCGCGCACCCCCGCGCGCACAUACGCAGCGUCGUGCAGAGCGUGUGCUACGUGACGCAGAUGUCGGCGGCGCGCGAGGCGCGGCGGCAGCUGGAGCGGCGCACGGCGGGCGCCAUCGUGCAGUGCGCCGUGGUGCCCGCGCUGCCCCGCGGCGCCGCCGUCGAGUGGCACGCCUGGGCGCACACCGACAACAACCGCUUCGACUACGAGGAGACAGGCUGCAACGUGGGCGAGUACAAGGUGGCGAUAACGCGCCGCUGGAACUACGAGAACACGGUCGCCGCCUGCGUCUGCUAUGUCGCUACUAGCUCGUCUCCGUCGACGUGUGCGGCGUCGUUCCCGAGCGCGGCGGCGUGCGCGGCGCACCGCUCGCUGGCCGCGCGCAUGUCGGCGGCGCAGCUGGCCGACGUGCUGGAGUACGCGCUGCGCAAGCUCCUCAACGACUGCCACCCCCGCCAGCCGCAGCCGCUGCCCCUCCUCAAGCUCACCGUGCUCUACCAGGUGUGGAGCGCGCCGGCGCCGAGCGCGGUGGUGCGCGGCGCGCGGGCGGCGGCGGCGCGCGCGGGCGCCCGCGUGGCGCUGACGGUGGCGCCGGUGGCGGCGCUGCACAACGCCUUCACCUUCCUCUCCAUCAGCGGACUGCGCAUCGACGAGUGACGUACCCCAAAAGAUGUAACAACGCUUUACGCCAGUUUUUAAAGUAUAUGUGCUGAAUAUUUUCAGUGUUUAUGAAAUUUUGUUAAUUAUGCUACCAAGUUUACCGUAUUUAAGUCAAAUUAUAUAAAUUAUUUUUAUUGCA